ACUGGGCCGGGCCGCACCGCCCCAUCCCGCCCCGCCACGGGUGUAACCGGGCCGCACAGCUCCUUCCUGCCGCUCGCUCGCUCCCCACGCCAAAAUGCCGCUUAUCAGCGUCCCCAAAGAAGUGGCUGUCGGGACGGCGAUGCUGGGGGUCGCCUUUGCCACGGGUGUGCUCGCAGGUAAAAGAUACCCUUCUUUCAUUUUUGGGACCCCGAGUGGUAUGAUUAGGAAAAACAGUCCUCUCCGGAAAUACAUACUGGAUCACUCCUUGCGGGAACAUCCAAUUCUAAAGAAGCUGCGUCUGCUCACUGCUGAACAUCCCUGGGGCAGAAUGAUGGUGUCCUGUGAGCAGGCUCAGCUUAUGGCAAAUUUGGUCAAACUCAUUAAAGCCAAGAAAGUUAUUGAAAUAGGUGUUUUCACAGGUUAUAAUGCCUUGAAUAUGGCACUUGUCCUGCCAGAUAAUGGCCAAGUUAUUGCCUGUGAUAUAAAUGAGGACUAUGCCAAAAUUGGAAGGCCACUGUGGAGGGAGGCAGGAGUAGAGCAUAAAAUUGACCUGCGGAUUAAGCCAGCAAUUCAAACACUUGAUGAACUGUUGGCCAAUGGAGAAGCGGAAACCUUUGACUUUGCUUUCAUUGAUGCCGAUAAAGAAAACUACAAUGAGUACUAUGAAAAAUGCUUGCACCUUAUAAAGAAAGGGGGAAUAAUAGCUAUUGAUAAUGUCUUUUGGAAUGGAAAGGUGCUAAAACCAAGGAAGGAUGACUUGGCAGCGCAGAGUAUCCACCACCUCAAUGAGAAGCUUCUCAGAGAUGCGCGUGUCAAUAUCAGCAUGCUCCCAGUGGGGGAUGGAGUCACAUUAGCAUUCAAAUUGUAACUCAAGGAAGCCCAGCAGAUGGGAAAUAGCAAGCAGCAUCAAAUCAUCAGGAAAAAUGUAGGUGGAACAGCAUCAAAAAUUUAAUUUAACCUAUAUCUCCACUGGAUAUCAUAGCCUGGGAAAGUAAACUUUAGGAACAGCAGGAUCCUAAAGGCAGCUAAGCAGAGAAGAGAGAUUUAUUGAGAUCUACUAUGGUUUCUUACUUUAAUUGUAAUAAAGGAAAUAAACUUACAUUAAAUUGUCCUUGUAA
Messenger RNA from Cyanistes caeruleus (blue tit), 1118 nucleotides. RefSeq names its product catechol-O-methyltransferase domain containing 1 (gene COMTD1). Lineage: Eukaryota; Metazoa; Chordata; Aves; Passeriformes; Paridae. Gene Ontology annotation, molecular function: S-adenosylmethionine-dependent methyltransferase activity; O-methyltransferase activity. The record is from RefSeq and is a predicted model, not a curated record.